CAUAGCUCCUCCACAUCAAUGAAUUAAUCAGCGCCGCUUCCUGCCACCUGCUGGGCCGUGCAUGCUCACUCGUCCUGCCUCCCAGCGACUGGCAUCGACCGCCGCUGCCGCUAAUGACAAGGUUGUCCUAGUCUUCUGUGAGUUAUCGAUGUACUACUACUGCUCGUACGCCGGCUCGCGGGGCUGCACUCCCGGCUAGACUGGGCUGCCUGCGUGUGCCGGGGAGUGUAGGUGGGGGUCAUGCGCCCCUCCUUCUCCGGCUGCUUUUCUAUGCAUGCGCAAGGAAAUGCAUUGGUGGUGAUAUAUUGAGCCAAUUUAUGCUGCUGGUGCCGGGGGUUAGCGUGGGGAACUUCCCUCAUCCUGCUUCUUUAGUUAUCGUUGUUGUGUGCACGGCGUUAAAGGGCGUGGUGGCAAACAGCAAGGCAUAAAGGAAAGCAGUCUUCUCCUUGCGUAAUCGAGUACACGGGUUCUCGUGUCUUCUUUGUAAACUUGAUUAUGAAAAAAAGUCAUAAAUGGAAGUGCAUGUCAUGCAUAAAACAUGUAACGCUUAAUACGUUAUAUAGAUUCAUACAUUAAAGAUCUUUAUGUCAUUUGCUUUGUGUACCUGAAAGCUCAAAAUUAAACUCUCGUUCAUGAAUAUUAAGAGGCUUUUUCUCGUAAUGAGCAAGUGUUCUAGUGGCUGAGGCGGGCCUGUGGUGCUCACGGCCGUGAAUGGGCGCGUGACCUCGUGUUCUGAUGCUCCCGGUGACGUCACGAAGCCCGGGCCGCGGCGGGACUUGUCAUGUGUGUGUGCAGGGGACCACCGGCCACCGUGGUCACCUUCAGGUUGCCAGGGUGGCUGCCCACUUUCAUUUUACGUAGUAAUUUUCGUUAUUUAAUUUCCUACAUCUGCCGUGUAGCGUGAAGAUCGAUGAACACACGCUGAUAGGAACGCGUGGAGCGUUAUCAGGGUAACUGAGGGUGUCAAGCGGAGCAUGUGUGCGUGAGGCGCCGUGCCGUACACACGUUGGGCCGUAGUGUACAAGAGUGGGCGUGUGUGGUGCUCUGACGACGGGCGUGUGUGAGGCGAGCCUGAGAUCAAUGUUGCGCAGGAGAGGCCGCCCCCGCGCAUAACAGUGGACUCUGCCGCCGCCAUAUUGAUCCGGGAGGCCGUCGCCAGAGCCGCGGCCGAGGUGGUGGCAGCAGCUCCCUCUCUCCUCCACCCUGCCGCAGUGCCGCCGCCUGUACAGUGUCUCUUUGGCCCGUGCUACGCUGUGAUGUUUAACAACAAUAGAGUUUAUUACGGAUAAGUUAACUUGUGACUAUGUUCAGUUUUGCGAACAAAAUGUUAAACGCCCUUGUGGGUAAUGAAGAACCCACGUCCGGGACAGCAGGGGGCACCAGUGUGCCGGGGGCGCCGCGCCCCCAGGGUCCUGGCCUUAUGAGGAUGGGCGUCCCAGGAGGACCUCGGCCCCCUGGGGCGGGCAUGACAGGACCCAGACCGCCCGGACCUGGUGGGAGCAUGGGCCCCGGUGGUGGCAUGGGACCCGGUGGACUUGGUGGACCAGGCGCCCCAGGCGGACCAGGAGGACCAAUGGGUGGUCCAGGCGGGCCUAUGGGUCCCGGUGGUGUGCGGGGACCCAGUGUGUCAAUGGGUCAAGGUGGUACAGUGGGGUCAGGGGGAUCAGCAGGCCCGGGGGGCCCAAUGGGACCUGGGGGCCCUAUGGGGCCAGGCGGCCCAAUGGGUCCCGGGGGUCCAGGAGGGCCGAUUGGUCCUGGUGGUCCCAUGGGGCUGAACGGUCCCGGAGGACCAGGUGCUAACAGACCACCAGGGCCAGGCAUGGGUCCAAGACCUCCAGGAAUGGGGGGGCCCAUGGGUCCCAGAGGCGGCAUACGACCAGGACCACGAGGAAUGCCGCCCGGGAUGGGCCCUGGUGGACCCCGGGGCAUGCCACCACCAGGAAUGGGCCCUCGUCCAGGAAUGGGUCCUCUUGGACCACGUGGAAUGCCAAUGAAUGGGAUGGGAGGGCCUCGCGGGCCCAGGCCUGGCAUGAUGGGUCCCCCAGGCAGCCGCGGCCCAGCGCCUGGCCCAGGAGGCAUGCCCCCCGGCGGUCCAGGAGCUCCAGGAGCGGCGCCGGCCAUGGGAUUGGACCUCCAGCGACCACCUCACUCAGAGCCGGGAAAGCUUGGCCCAGGCGCCCCCCACCAAAACCAGAUCUCCCAACCCUCAGGGACGCAGCCCCUUGGGGCACAGGUCAUGGGAACACAGCCCAUGGGCACGCAACCCAUGGGAGGCCAACCAAUGGGAGCCCAACCAAUGGGAGCCCAGCCUAUGGGUGCUCAGCCUAUGGGUGCCCAGCCUAUGGGUGCCCAGCCUAUGGGUGCCCAGCCUAUGGGAACCCAGCCCAUGGGGGCCCAGCCUAUGGGAGCCCAGCCUAUGGGAGCCCAGCCUAUGGGAACACAGUCUAUGGGAGCACAAAAUGCAAUGGGUUCAAUGCAAGAUAAUCAUAAUAAGAAACUUAGUGGACAAGACCUUUUGAACCAAGCUCGAGGGACAAUGGAUAAGAAGCCAGGAAUUAUCAGACAAGGCUCAAUGGGGCGUGACCCACAGGGCCAGCUCGGGGGUCUUAGUGCGAGUGUGGGUGGUAUGGGCCCCCCGGGGACAGCCCAGCAAAGGAUGGGCCAACACGGGGCCAUGGGCCAGUCCUGGACCUCACAAGGGCCACAUGGCCCGAUCUCUCAGGGCAUGACGGGGACGACCACACUCCCUUCUGGUGCUCGAUCGCAAACAAGUGCAGGUGCAGCUGCAGCUGCAGGUCCUGGCGCCCCGGACGUGGACCUGAGUCAGCUGAGCGAGGAGGAGCGAGCCAUCAUCGAGAGUGUCAUGGAGAAGGCCAAGGAGAUGGAGGGACACGAAACUCCGACGCGUCGGUAAGUACUUGACUGUCCUCAGCCUUCCCCCUCCCCCCUUGCAGACUCACGUGACUGAAAAAUCCAUAUGAGUAUGCAUCAGAGACUUAAAAUAUUCAUGACUCACGGGCCUGUCUCGUGAAUCCUUCCCGCUCCUGUGUGUUGCCGCGCCUGUGUUUGGGUGAGGCGGCGGCGGUGAUGUAAUGCCGCGUUACGUAGGCGGUCACUGACACUUUGGCGCGCGUCCAGUGGGAUUUUCAUAACGUUACGGAUCGUUGGGUGAAUUGUAAUUCCCCUAACGGAACACAGGCUAACCGACACUUUGGAGUCUUCCUCACGGUGGCUGGGUGGAUGUUGUUGUUCCCGUCACCGAUGGGCCUCGACGGAGCAGCCGUAAUCUUCUCUGAGCCAAAUGAACCGGCGGAUCCGCUUCAUUUGUGGUUAUCCGCGAAAUUAAGCGCAGGUUUUGCCAUCCUGGGGACUAAACGUGCAUGGAGGGGGCGCCGUCAUCAGAAUGCUAAUGAGUCUGUGUCUUCCUGGCGGGACUCAAGUGUCUUGCGGGGCGCUUUGUCUUGCAGGAUGGCAGUGCAAGCCAUUGCCUCCCCUUUCUUGGGGUUAUUUUACCGGCAUUGCGAUGUAUUACGUGAGAAUUCCCUUGAGGAGGAGGAGGAGGAGGAGGAGGAGGAGGAAUACUGCUAACAUCCUGAGUCAAGGGUGAAGGGGUGAGGGUAACUUCCAUCAGAUGUGUUAGCCUAGAAAGGGAGGUAACUUGAGGAUAAGGAUAAGGGUUAUGUGGAUGGUUUGUCAAAAGUAAGAAUAGUAUGUUAUGUUUGUGUAAGUAAUGGGAUGGGAAUGAAGAUGCUGCGGUUUCUGUCUUUCGUCCUGGACAGUUGCGCGUAUUGCUCCUCGGCCUCGGCUGUUUUGUGGGUCAGGUCACGCAAGAAAAUGAAAAUGGUGGAGUUUUCUCUUAUAUAUUAUUUUAUUUCUGCGGCAGGCAUGCUUGGGGUGCUAGCUUUGCUUUCGUGCGCCGCCAACCAACAAACCAACCACAUUCACAGCCAGCCAGGCAGCCAUUCAGCCAGUCAGCCAGCUAACCAUUUUUCACAUUCAGUGCUUCUCUCUG
Molecule: messenger RNA, 4012 nt
Organism: Eriocheir sinensis (Chinese mitten crab)
Lineage: Eukaryota; Metazoa; Arthropoda; Malacostraca; Decapoda; Varunidae
Product: collagen alpha-1(I) chain-like
Exons: 3
Coding region: 1304-2914 (536 amino acids)
Source: RefSeq, a predicted model, not a curated record